This is a messenger RNA of Nematolebias whitei (Rio pearlfish), 3083 nucleotides long. It is a transcript of the gene znf106b, whose product is annotated as zinc finger protein 106b. The transcript has 12 exons. The coding region runs from base 72 to 3083 and encodes 1003 amino acids. Gene Ontology annotation, molecular function: RNA binding; SH3 domain binding. The record is from RefSeq and is a predicted model, not a curated record. Gene Ontology annotation, cellular component: cytosol; membrane. NCBI's taxonomy places the organism in Eukaryota, Metazoa, Chordata, Actinopteri, Cyprinodontiformes, Rivulidae.
GCGUAAAAUACGUUAGCAAACAUGGCGGCGUAUUAGCAGUGUGGUUCUGUUGCCAUGUGAAUUUUGAAGAUAUGUCACACAUUCAGUCUCCACAGGUGCCUAAAACACCUGCGAAUAAAGAAUUUCCACAAGUCUCCAAGAAAGUCAAAGAGAUCUACUGUAUUUUGUGUCGCAGAAUUUAUUUAAAAUAUAAUGCACAGGACCAUAUGCAUAGUAUGCUUCAUCACAGGGAGCUGGAGACGGUGUUGGGCAAGGAUGCCUUUCAUGAUUGCCAGGCAUGUAAGGUAAAGUCUUUGGGUUUAAAGGAGUUUGCCAAGCACGUCUCAACAACUCAACACAAAGAGAAGUUGAAGAAGUUGAAGACCGAAUGCAUCACACCCAAAAGUCUGUUCAAGAGUCUGAGUAAAGAGACCAUACACAGAAUCAUGACGAGAAAUAAGGCACUGAAAAAAGAGGAGAAGAAAACAAUGAAGAAGAAAAGAAAGAAACAGAAGCAGGAAGCUGGGCAGAAGCAUGGGGCGAUGCAACCCAGUGUUGCCAGGAAAAAGACUUCGGGGUCCCAAGGAGGGACGAAAGGGAAUUCCACACAUCUGCAGCCAAGGAUGUCCAAACAGCAGCAGCAAGCUCACUACAAUGGAAGCAACGGUGUUGUUUUUCAAAACAAGGAGAACAAAAUGUCUGGCCUGCAAAGCCCUAUUGACUGCAGAGGAGCACCUUUUCACAAAGCAAGCUGGAGACCAAACUAUCCCAGAGGAAUGCUUAGAGGUCAACCUCGUCACCAUUAUUUUCAGAACCAGUUUGCUCCUUUUUUUGUCAAUAACCAGUUGAGGUUUGGGAAUUUCCAAAAUUACAGAUUUCCUAACAGUCAAGAUAACUGCCAAAUCGGUUCCUUUAAUGUUCCCGCACCAGACGCAUUUACCGCAGUCAACCAGGCCAACUACUACAACACAGAGUACAAUUAUGCAACACAAAGCAACUUCGCCAGUGAUCAGUUCUCUGGAAAGGAACCUCUCCUGUUUGAGUUCAACCAAAGCGCAAACACCGGGUCCUCUCAGCCAGAAGGUUCAGGCUGUUCAACUCAGCCUGCUUCAGCAAACUCACCUGCCAGCCCCGCUCCUAUCCGGGACGUCGACGUCAACUUCAUGCUGAAGCAAAUCAGGAAAGAGCUUGGCGUGAGGGAGCCGUGCCGAGCGGAUCGGGAAGCCCGGAAGCAGAAUAGCGAGGCCAGUGUUGGGUCGGCUGAUGGGAACAGCGUGCAACAAACAGAUGCAGAGCAGCCAGCAGACGCCACCAUCCCCACUCCAACUACAGUUGCUCCACAGGCAGGCACCUCUGCUGCUCCUUCCAGUGUCGCUCCUGGUAAAUCAAAACGGGCAAGUCUCAAAGAGAAGCAAGAAACGAGUCAGCUCUUCAAGAAGGAUUCAACAGCAGAAGAGGAACAUGGAAAUAGCAAGGGAGGAGACUCUCUGGUGGCCAAAGUCACCUCGAAGUCGCCCAAGGUUGCAGCCUUUGGGCCCAACUUGAGCCUCGCUCGUAAAGUCCGAAUCGCCCACAAAGCAGCUCAGGGGGAGAAUUCAGCCGCAUGUAAACAAGUCCUGGACAAGUUGCUCAGCUUGUCAGAAACCAAGACUAAAUUAAGCUGGAGGGAGAUGUACAAUGAGAAGAAAGGGAAGACCUUAAAAGACAAGUCCCGGUUUAGAACUGAGUUGGUAAACCGUCCGGAUGAUAAAGAAAGCGCUGCACUGGUCGGUGAUCUUCCUCUGUCUGAGGGUUUCCACUGGGAGCCACUUUCAGAAAGCCCUUCAGUCCAGCCGCCUCCUUCAAGUGACGCUGACACAACAGAGACUCAAACGGUUCCUCGGGUACAAGAUCCAGACGCAGCUCAGGUGCCCUGCAGCACCGGGUCGGUCAAAAAAGUUUCUAUUAAAGCAGAACCAAACGUGGAAGGUGAGACGGAAGACCUGAGGGAGGAGAACGGUUCCAGCAAACGCAAACGUUUGAAGUUGACAGGUGAUGGUGGUUCAGAUGGGAAAAAGAAGAAAACCAAGUCAAACAGAGACCAGAGUCAGAUGGACGAGCUGUUGGCCGUCUCACUGAAGGAAGACGAGUUGAGCCGUUCGUUGCAGGAAUUGGACAAAUCUCUGAUCCAGGCCCGCAACGCUCUGCAAGCUGCCUACGCAGAGGUCCAAAGACUUUUGCUACUGAGACAGCAGUUUUCUGCUGAGGUCAACGGUCUGAGAGCAAAGCGCAUUGAGAUCCUGCAGGGAAUGCAAGAAGGUUACUCUAAAGGGUCCGACGCAGCCUCAUCGUCCAUCGCGGCACCAUCCUCCUUUACUUUAAGUUCCUUCCCCUCAUCCUCGAGCCCGCAUCCACCUGCUGCAGCCCCAGCAUCAUCCAUCACCCACUCUCCUCCAGCUCCCCUCACAACGCCAGCAGUGUCCAUAAAACAGGAAGUCAGUUGUCGUUUUGCCACAACCGAACCGGCUGUUUGUCCAAACGCUGCCUCCUCCUCUGCUGAUGGGCCUCACGUCCCUCUGAACAAACCUGCCCCCUCGUUUCCUGCUUAUGUGCUUCCCCUAACGCUGCUCCAACCAUCGCUCUCGUCCGCCUCCACUUCCUUUGCUCAACAACCCACAGCAGAAAGCUCCACAUCAGCGAAGUCGCCCGCUCCUGAAUCGUCUGCCAGGAAGCAGCAAGAGACCGGCGUCGGACUGAAGAGCUGUGGAAAGACCACAAAAUCACAACCACCUGAGAGUGAGUCUGUGGGAAAUGUUAACCAAGGUGGAGUUAAAGGAGCAAUAAAAAUAGAGAAGAAGCCGUCUGAUGAAAACGACGACGGCAGCGAGAGCGACAGCUCAGUCGAAAUGAUCGAUUCCAACCUGGAGGUCAUAGCUAUCGACGAAUCAGACGUGGAGAACUCGGCUGAGGCGGAUCCUGCAGAGCAGCCCGAGGAGCCGCUGACCUCUGUCGGCAUGGAGUUGAGUUCUGCGAGCACCCAGACGUGUCAGCAAAAUGAGCCCGACAGCAAAUUUCAGCCUCCAGUCUUGUCAAGAAACGAUGCCAGUGCUCCUCCAAGUUCAUGA